UCACAUCAGCCACAACAGAAAGGCCACUACUCCCCCUCGCCCUCUCUCUCUCUCCCCCUCUCCAACAAGAAAUCAGUAGCUCAAUCCUUCCACUCAUCUUUACAUCUCUGUAUUUACAAAAAGUCGCUCCUGUAGCUACUAGCUAACAACCACUAUAUAUCUUCUAAUCCUAUCUGACGUCUGGUCCUUGAUUAGUCCUUGUUGCUUGCUGCUUCUAUAUCAUCGUCCUGGUUGCUUCAACCUCAUCUUCCUCCUCUUCGCUAGCUCCUCCUUUGAUCAAUUGCUUGAAUUACGCAAGGCGACCGGGAGGAAUGUCGGCGCCUCAGAUCGUGCCGGCGCUGGAGCAUGUGUGCUACGUACACUGCAACUUCUGCAACACAAUUCUCGCGGUCAGUGUCCCGAGUAAUAGCAUGCUGAACAUUGUGACAGUCCGUUGUGGGCAUUGCACUAGCCUGCUGUCAGUGAACUUGAGAGGACUGAUCCAAUCACUUCCUGUCCAGAAUCACUUGUGUUUGUUGGUGCAGGAGAAUCUCAAGGUCCACAAUUUCAGUUUUAGUACUGAAAACUACUGUGAGUAUGCACCUUCGUCUUCAAAAUACCGGAUGCCAACGAUGUUCUCAACAAAAGGCGAUCAGGAUCAUAUGCUGCACGUGCGCGCUCCAGAGAAGAGGCAACGUGUUCCUUCAGCAUACAAUAGAUUUAUUAAGGAAGAGAUACGAAGGAUUAAAGCAAGCAACCCGGCCAUAAGUCAUAGGGAAGCAUUCAGCACCGCAGCAAAGAACUGGGCACAUUUUCCAAACAUACAUUUUGGCCUAGGGCCCCUUGAGAGUAGCAAGAAGCUUGAUGAGGCCAUUGGUGCAGCAGGUCAUCCCCAUAAAGUCCAAGAUCUCUACUAGAGGCUUACAACACCCAUCCUGAUUCCGUGUGUUGUAAGUAAUUUUAGAAGAAAAAAACUACCUGAAAUUCCGAAUCGGUUUGUGAGUGGCGCACAUAUAUAGGUAAGUGAUAUCAUGAAGAAGUAAGAAAUUAAGAUGUAUAUAUAUGUACGAGAACAUAAUGCUACUGAAUAAGUGCUUCAUCAUGUUGUUAUUUAAUAUCGGUUUGAAAUAAACUAUCCUUUGUGUAAA
Messenger RNA from Setaria italica (foxtail millet), 1127 nucleotides. RefSeq names its product protein YABBY 2. Gene Ontology annotation, biological process: multicellular organism development; cell fate commitment. The record is from RefSeq and is a predicted model, not a curated record. Gene Ontology annotation, cellular component: nucleus. The transcript is spliced from 6 exons. Bases 312 to 896 code for a protein of 194 amino acids. NCBI's taxonomy places the organism in Eukaryota, Viridiplantae, Streptophyta, Magnoliopsida, Poales, Poaceae.